AUGCGCCGACUGGCGCACAGUCUGCCGGAAAUCCACAAGAAGAAGAAGAAGACCGCGCUUGUUUCCUCCGGACGGUUGUUCGGGGCGCACCACGGCCUUUCGAUGGAUCUGUCCGGUGCCUCAGAGAAAAGCAAAGCGAUGGCAGCGAAACUCAACGCUCUCACAAGUGACUCCUACAUCGACAUCAGCCAGUACCGGGACCAGCACUUUAAGGGAAACCGCUACGAACAGGAGAAGCUACUGAAGCAAAGCAACACGCUGUAUGUGGGAAACCUGUCCUUCUACACCACCGAGGAGCAGGUCCAUGAACUCUUUGGUAAAUGUGGAGACGUGAAGCGCAUCAUCAUCGGCCUGGACAAGAUCAAGAAGACGGCCUGCGGCUUCUGCUUUGUGGAAUACUACAACCGCAACGACGCGGAGAACGCCAUGCGCUUUGUGAACGGGACACGGCUUGACGAUCGCAUCAUCCGCACGGACUGGGACGCCGGCUUCAAGGAGGGGAGGCAGUACGGGCGCGGCAAGUCUGGAGGACAGGUCAGAGACGAGUAUCGACAGGACUAUGAUCCGGCACGAGGAGGAUACGGCAAACUGGCUCAGCAGCAGAGGCCAACAGAGGCACGCAACACCUUCUAA
Messenger RNA from Knipowitschia caucasica, 633 nucleotides. The record is from the annotation of a GenBank genome assembly. Lineage: Eukaryota; Metazoa; Chordata; Actinopteri; Gobiiformes; Gobiidae.